This is a messenger RNA of Arvicola amphibius (Eurasian water vole), 411 nucleotides long. RefSeq names its product ubiquitin-conjugating enzyme E2 N-like. Bases 1 to 411 code for a protein of 136 amino acids. The record is from RefSeq and is a predicted model, not a curated record. Gene Ontology annotation, biological process: protein K63-linked ubiquitination; DNA damage tolerance. Lineage: Eukaryota; Metazoa; Chordata; Mammalia; Rodentia; Cricetidae. Gene Ontology annotation, molecular function: ubiquitin conjugating enzyme activity. Gene Ontology annotation, cellular component: nucleus. The transcript has a single exon.
AUGGCCGGGCUGCCCCGCAGGAUCAUCAAGGAAACCCAGCAUUUGCUGGCAGAACCAGUUCCUGACAUUAAAGCAGAACCAGAUGAGAGCAACGCCUGUUAUUUUCAUGUGGUCAUUGCUGGCCCCCACGAUUCCCCCUUUGAGGGAGGGACUUUUAAACUUGAACUAUUCCUUCCAGAAGAAUACCCAAUGGCACCACCUAAAGUCCGUUUCAUGACCAAAAUUUAUCAUCCUAAUGUAGAUAAGAUGGGAAGAAUAUGUUUAGAUAUUUUGAAAGAUAAAUGGUCCCCAGCACUGCAGAUUCGCACAGUUCUGCUAUCAAUCCAGGCUUUGUUAAGUGCUCCUAAUCCAGAUGAUCCGUUAGCAUAUGAUGUAGCCCAGCAGUGGAAGACCAAUGAAGCCCAAGCAUAG